Messenger RNA from Annulohypoxylon truncatum, 1563 nucleotides. RefSeq names its product general substrate transporter. Gene Ontology annotation, biological process: carbohydrate transport; transmembrane transport. Bases 1 to 1563 code for a protein of 520 amino acids. The transcript has 5 exons. Gene Ontology annotation, cellular component: membrane. Gene Ontology annotation, molecular function: carbohydrate:proton symporter activity. The record is from RefSeq and is a predicted model, not a curated record. Lineage: Eukaryota; Fungi; Ascomycota; Sordariomycetes; Xylariales; Hypoxylaceae.
AUGGAGGCCGUGGCGAAAAUACCUGAAACAUCCCUCUGGGCGAAUCGAAAAUGCUUACUCAUAUGUGCUAUUGUUGCAAUAGCAAAUAUGCAGUAUGGGCUUGACUCAGCGGCAAUAGGAUCCUUACAGGCAAUGCCUGGAUUUCUUGAAGUGUUUGGUUACAAAGAUCCUAGCCAGCCAAGUGGUUAUGCGAUAGAGGGGACAUUCCAGCGACUAAUUGGCUCGCUUCUUACACUGGGUGCUUUCCUAUCCUCCCUCAUUGCUGGGGCAUUUGCCCAUUUCUUCGGCCGAAAGGUUGCGUUGUGGCUUGCAUGUGUUUUGAACGCGGUUGCGUGCAUCAUACAAAUCUCUACAACAGACAAAGCUGCCGUUUAUGUCGGCCGACUUGUCCUUGGGUUGGCCAAUGGCUUCCUAGUAACUUUCUCGAACAUUUAUGCAGCUCCAGCCCACCUUCGCGCCGUCAUGGUAGCUCUCUUUUCGGAAUGGGUUAAUAUUGGAAGUAUUAUAGGGGCUGCGGUAACCAACGCCACCAAGAACCGACUAGAUAAGGCUUCCUACCAAAUUCCACUCGGAACCCUUUUCAUCGUUCCGGCAUUCCUGACUAUCGGACUCUUCUUCGUACCCGAGUCGCCCCGUUAUUUGCUAUAUAAGGGGGAUAGCGAGACGGCAAGACGAUCACUCAAAAGUUUAAGAGGGGACUCGUUAUCUCCCGAAGACCUUGAGCUUGAAUGGGUUGAAAUGGUCAAGGGUAUCGAAGAGGAAAAGCAUACAGCUAGUACAAUUGGGCCACUAGACAUGUUCAGAGGGACUGAACUAAGGCGUACACUUUUAUGUUAUGGUAUCAUUGCUACUCAAACCGGCGCAGGCUCGUGGUUUAUCAUCAGCUACUCAACUUAUUUCAUGAUCGUGGCAGGACUAUCCGUCGACGACGCCUUCAAGUUUUCGGUUAUGAACACUUGUUUAGGCUUCAUCGGUGUCAACGUCGGGAUGUAUCUGAUGCGCCACGUUCUGGGUAGGAGAUCGGUUUUAAUGAUAGGUGCAGUCACUCAAGGUUUCGCGAUGCUUGGAAUGGCCGUUUCGGCAACUGUUGCCUAUGGUACACUCCCAGCUCGCAAUUGUGUCAUUGCGUUUACUGCCCUCUACCAAUUCUGCUACAAUGCAUUUGUUGGUGACGCCACAUAUCCAACGGCAACGGAAAUGGUGAGCACAAGAUUGAGAUCAUGGUCUGUCGGAUCAGCUAUCAGUUUGGGAUACUUCCUCGCAUGGCUUACGGGAUUUUGCUCUCCAUAUUUCAUCAACCCAGGUGACCUCAAUUGGGGAGCGAAAUAUGCAUACAUAUGGGCCGGGUCAAAUCUUUGUUGCUUGGUGUUCUUCUAUCUGUGCGUUCCGGAGACUAAAGGGAGAACGCUGGAGGAAAUUGAUGAACUCUUCGCAAACCGCGUUUCCGUCCGUAACUUCAAGACCUUCAAGACGACGAUCGUUACCGAGGCUUUGAAGGAUGUCGGAGGCCGUAUUCCAGGAUCAGACAAGUUGGCUACCGCAGAGCAUGUCGACAAGGCCUAA